GGCAGCGGGAGGCCGCUGAGGACGGAAGAGCUGGUUUCUCAGGACACACUGACUGUAAUGAUGAGCCAGAGUUGAUGCCAAAAACUCCAUCACAGAAAAAUCGUCGCAGGAAGAAGCAUAUUUCUCUUGUUCAGGAUGAGAAUGAAGAUCCAACCAGGAAGAGGUUGUCUAGGAGGAGAAAUAGUAGUAUUAAGCCACGAUCUUCUAAGCGAUAUUCCCAAAGACUCCAAAACAAAGACGACCUGGGAAAAAUCUGUGCUGCAGUGGAAGAGGCCUCCCUACAUGAACAAGUGACAAGAUCUGAGGCUACAGCACCUGCUAAAUGCUCUGAGGCAUUUCCUGAGAAAUCAGCUCUCAAGGAAAUAGAGGAGAGAUUCCCCUUUGUAGAGAUCAGUGUCAACGAUCGCAGUAGUGCUGAGUUACAUCUACAGGGGAAUGUGCCAGAGACAGCAGAUGAGGUCUCCAGAAUCAUCUGCCUGAGCUCAAAUGAUGAGUCUCCCCCAAAAAAUGGAAUGGUAGAAAACCAGUCAGUACUUGAAGCCUCUGUGCUUGUGGUCUCUCAGACCCCAGAAGCAAAUGGGGCAAGAGGAAGCCGGGGUGCAUCUAAGCUGAAAAUAGCAAAUAUACUCACUACCAAAGCCACCAUAAAUGAGGAGCCUAAGGAGGUUGAUGGCUGUGCUCUGGGACCACAGGAUAAACAGACUCCUGGAAAGGAGCUUUCCCAGGAUUUAAAAGACAAUGCAGGGACCCCUACGGGCUCCCGAUCAAGCCGAUGCUCUGUGCGCCGUAGUCUGAUGGGUAAGACUUCCCUCACCCGCAGAACAUCAUUGGCAGAGAAGUACUCGUUAGCCAGCAAAAGGGAAAGUAUGAUCCGGAAAUCUGUCAGAAAUUCUUCUAAGAAGAAAAUUCGGAAGUCAUCUCAAGUCUCCAACAAUGUGAACUGUUACAGCUCCAUAGUGACCCUUGUAGGUGAAGAAAAAACAAUCAAAAAUGGGUCUGUGCAGGAAUCUAGCACCUCAAAGCAGGAUCCUCGGGGCCCCAGGAUGUCCCUUCGUACUCGGAAUGCCAAAAAAAUAGCAAUCAGCAACCUUGCCUCUCAGCAGCAGCAACAGGAAGAGAGUAGCAAAGAGUGCAAUUCAAAUGAGAGUGGUGAGACCCUGGAACCUCCCCAGAGUGUGAGGAGAAAACCAAGUUAUAAGAAAGCUGUGGAUCAGCUGUAUGAUGGGCAGCAGGCAGAAGAAGGUGGGCUCUCCCCUCCAAGAAAAAAGACUCCAUCUCCUCCCUGCCCAGCCAGCAAGGUUGUGCGUCCUUUCAAGACCUUUUUGCACACUGUGCAAAAGAACCAGCUGCUCAUGACGCCAAGCUCUGUGGGGCGAAAUAAUGUUGUGAAAUCUUUCAUUAAACACAACACUCCACUCCGAACUGAUCCCAAGGGCAGUUUUGUUGAGAAGGAGCGGCAGCGCCUAGAAAGUUUGAGGAAAAAGCAGGAUGCUGAGCAGCAAAGAAAACAGAAACUGGAAGAAGAAAAGAGAAGACGCCUAGAGGAAAUGAAACUGAAGCGGGAGGAACGUCUUCGCAAGGUGCUUCAGGCUCGGGAACGUGUUGAGCAGAUAGAAGAAGAAAAGAAACGGCGCAUUGAGCAGAAACUUGCUCAAGUUGAUGAGAAAACUGAGAAGGUGCGGGAGGAGAGAUUGGCAGAAGAGAAGAUAAAGAAGAGAGUAGCUGCCAAGAAAAUGGAAGAAGCUGAAGCUCGGCGCAAACAAGAUGAGGAUGCCCGAAAAUUGAAAGCACUGCAGCUGGAGGAGGAGGAGCGCCGACACAAGGAACUAAUGCAGAAAAGGAAGGAGGAGGAGCAAGAACGAGUGAGGAAGAUCGCAGAGCAGAGACAAGCAGAGCAAGAGAGGGAGAGGCAGCUGGCUGCAGAGAGAGAGCUUGAGAAGAAGAAGGAACAGGAGAGGAUCCAGGCAGAGAGGGAACGUGAGCGGCAAGAGAAGGAGAAAAUCCUUCGCCAGCAGAAGGAACUAAUGGCAGCUAGGGAGAAGGAGCGGCUCCGACAAGAGAUGGAGGAAAAGAAGAAACGGCAGGAGGAGCAGCGUCUAGCAGAGCUGGAACAGCAGGAACAAGAAAGAAGAAAACUGCAAGAGGAGCAGGAGAAGAAAGCCAAGUUGGUAGAAUCUACUGCUGGCAGUAAACAGCUAAAUGUAACAGUGGAUGUGGAGAAUUCCUCUCUCUGCAACUCCUAUCAGAUGACCCCCCAAGGCCUGAAAGGGCCCAAGCCCCCAAAGAUCAAUCCAUCAAACAACUAUGGGAUGGAUCUGAACAGCGAUGACUCCACAGAUGAUGAGAGCCAGCCUCGCAAGCCCAUUCCUGCCUGGGCCAAUGGGUCUCAGCUUAGUCAAGCUGUCAUCCACCAAUACUACAACCCUCUCAAUACGGACAUGCUCUUUGGGACUAUCAUCAGCCCGAAGCUGGAGGACAUUUUCUAUAAGAGCAAGCCGCGAUACUUCAAGCGCACCAGCUCUGCUGUCUGGAAUUCCCCACCUUUUGGAGGUGCCAAAAAUGUGCUGGGCCUGCCAUACAGCCUGAAAAAGUACUGAUCCUGGGGAACGUCAGUCUCCUGUGGAAUAGCCAUGGCUUUAGUCUGAUUUUUUUAUUUCUGUGUAAGAAAACCUGUUUUGUUUUGGGGGUUUGUUUUUUUUUGUACCCCUAAUACUCAAUCUCUGUAAAUCUUUUAAUGAAUUAGACCUUAGCACUGAAUAAAAAUCUGGGGCUUUUGCACUGUGUUCUUGACAGGAUGUUUUUUCUGUAAUGAAGACGGAAUACGGAGGGUGGCAGAGGGAAGCAAAAGAACAGGAAAUACUCGCUGUGGCACAUGCCUCUCCUUUUGUCAUUAGAUUGAAAUCUUGUAUUUGUGAAAUCUCUAGUCUGAUAUUUGUCAUCAUGAUGUGCCAUCUGUACUAUGCCCUGUGGAACAAGCACUCAUAGCCAUAAAUAUCACCAGGGUGUUAGUGAGAUGCAUACUAAAUAGCUCAUCCUGCAUUGGUGUUGUAUUUAGGAAAUCUUAAACUUGGUCCCAAUGACUAGUCAAAUCCACCAUUCCAUUUAAGCCCACUAGCCUUAGUGUGUGAACAUAACUAAACUGUAGGAAGCAUCCAUAGGUGGGUUUAGUGUUGUUGUCAUAGACUUCUUUCUGUAAAGAUACCGUUUGAUGGUAUGAGUGAAAUUUAUUUUGUUGGGGAUGUGAACGGUUGGCUCAAGUUGUACUAAUGGUAUUAUUCACUUAUAAAUCCUCAAUGCUCCCUGGAGAUGUACUGUUUGUUAGUUUCCUACUACUGGAAAUAGGGGAAAUUAAAAAAAGAUUAUAUGGAACUGUUAUUUUUGCCUUUGCAUAGUGGCACAUGCUUCUUACCUUUCCAUUUCUUCAGGAGUCUCGGAUGAAUAUUUCCUUCCCUAAUAUACAGAAGGAGCUAAGGGAUAAUUGAGAUUGCAUGGAUUUUUAUACUCUUGGAUGUUGCUGCUGAGAUAAUCUACGGGUGACAUUUUCAAAGGACAAAUUACCGACAAGUAAUGUUACCUCAUGUAUAUAGCCGAACACUUUUAUUUCAACUUUUAACAAUACAUUUGAUCUCAAUGUGUAAAUUCUCUUUUGUUGCUCAAGAAAAGGUGGCAGUUUGUUUGUUUGUUUGUUUUUGUCCAUUUUUGUUUAUCUUUUAUUUUUAAUUAAUUUGUCCAUUAUUCUGCUCCCCAUUUCUGAGAGUUCUGUACCUAAAUCGCUUUCCAAGUUUUUAAUGUAUGUAGCUUUGGAGAAUACGUAAUUUCAAUUGAAGCAUAAAUACCCUUAGCUGAAGAAAAAUCAAGAGUGGCCUUUUAAUCACAAUUGGAGAACAACUAAAAUAGUUUUUCAUGUUAGAUUGUGUUGAAAAACUUUAGCUGCAUAUACUGAAAUUUGUUACACAUGUUUUCCAAUAUUAUGUUCGUUGCAUCAAAAGAAAUACAGGCAGUCCUCAGACUUACAACACAGUUGGUUCCUGAAAACUGUGUCUUAAGUCGAAACGUUGUAAGUUGGAAACAAUUUUUCCAUAGGGAAAGUGUUACAAAUGGGGGAUCGGUUCCUUUAAGACGGUCAAUACUGUGUGCAGCUGCUAAGUGGUG
Molecule: messenger RNA, 4152 nt
Organism: Alligator sinensis (Chinese alligator)
Lineage: Eukaryota; Metazoa; Chordata; Crocodylia; Alligatoridae
Gene: INCENP
Product: inner centromere protein
Exons: 18
Coding region: 75-2597 (840 amino acids)
Biological process (GO): meiotic spindle midzone assembly; metaphase chromosome alignment; mitotic cytokinesis
Cellular component (GO): midbody; meiotic spindle midzone; nucleus
Molecular function (GO): protein serine/threonine kinase activator activity
Source: RefSeq, a predicted model, not a curated record